Messenger RNA from Plasmopara halstedii, 695 nucleotides. RefSeq lists its product as uncharacterized. The record is from RefSeq and is a predicted model, not a curated record. Bases 304 to 570 code for a protein of 88 amino acids. NCBI's taxonomy places the organism in Eukaryota, Oomycota, Peronosporomycetes, Peronosporales, Peronosporaceae. The transcript has a single exon.
AUGGUGGUAUUGAUAUUUGAUAUGACGGAAGGAAAUGGUGUAGUACUAAUGGAGAGAUUGCUGCGCCGCUUAAGAGUCGUAUUGCCACGUUGAAAUUCGGAGUCCGGGAUGGAGAAAGUGCCGGCUCUCGCGUAGCGCGAAGAAGAACCACCGUAAUCUCGAUGUCUCAUUGAAAAUAGAGUAGCAAUUUUGGUUGGAGUAGGUAACUAGGCAAAUGAAGGACCAGAUUGGUCAAAAGGCUGGAGGAAGGCGUGGUAAACAUAUUUUAGGGAAAAUAAGUUAAUACAUUUGGUCGUUGAAUCCAUGUUCACUUAUUUUUAUCGACUUUGCGCUUCUACUAGCACUCUUAGCAGAUCGGUCUGGUCCUUAAGCUUAUCAUGCACUGCUAAUGGUGCUUACAGAUUAACUCGGAGGAAUAUCAUACUUAAGCCUGAUGACGACAUCGCUAUUGGACGCGACUUUUUCCACACUGUUGCAAACCCAUUUACACCAUUACAUCUAAAACAUGCUCGAGCCCGCCGCAAGCGUUUUAUGGAUACUACUGGCGAACUAGGCAAUAUUCAUGUAUAAGAUUGAGAGACAUCGAUGUAAUGGUGCGUACGCUAGAGUCAGGUACGUAUUCCGUUUAAGAGGUCCCUCAUAAGGACGCCAACCAGCGCUCAAAGACCUUUUGCUAGUUAGAAGGCUAAGAAAAA